AUGGCCGACGCCAAAAAACCCGCCGUUCUAAUUGUUGGUGGCCUCGGCUUCAUCGGUCGACACCUCGCACUAUACCUCCACGAGAACAACCUAGCCUCAGAAGUGCGUUUAGUAGACAAAGUCCUCCCACAAUUGGCAUGGUUAGCCCCCGAAUUCUCAGAAGCAUGUUCCAAGGACAAGUUCGUACAGGCAGACGCCAGUCGUGAACAACACUUCCCACGCAUCUUCGACCGAGCCAAUGGCGAACAAUUCGACUAUGUAAUUAACUGCGGCGGUGAAACACGCCACUCCCAACCCGACGACGUCUACGAAGUGCGCAGCUACGCCCUCACAGUCGCCCUCGGUAAAGAAAUUGCCCGACGCGGUAUCCCCGCCUUCAUCGAGACUUCAACCGCGCACGUCUACAAGGGUAGCUCAACACCACGCAAGGAGACAGACAAACUCGCCCCGUGGCACAAACUAGCCUCGUGGAAACUCAAGGCCGCAGAGGAACUGCGCAAAAUUCCAAACUUGCAGUACUGCUGCCUCCGUCUGCCCCACGUCUACGGAGCCUACGACCCCGGUUACUUUGCUACGGGCAUUUGUCUAUCUGCCGUGCAUGUCGAGCUCAAGCAGGAACUGGUCUUAUUGCAUACUAAGGACUUGAAAAUUAAUACCCUCCACGUUAAGGACGCUGCUAGUGCGCUGUUCGAGGCUGCUAAGUGGCGCGCGAAGAAGGGUUUCAUUGAUCCCAAGGAUGGUGUUGUUGCGUUCAAUGUUGUUGAUCACAAUGACACGAAACAGGAACAUGUCGCUAAGGCUUUGACGGAGGUGUUUGGUCUCAAGGUUUCAUUUAUCGGGUCGCUUGCUUCGCAGCUUGCUAAGUUGAAUCUCGACGAGGUCGUUGAUGAUAUGAAUGAGGUCGGAUUGCAGACUUGGGCGGAGCUCGUUGAGAGGGCUAAUAUCACUCGUCCUGGACCGAUCAGUCCGUUCUUGGAACGGGAUAUUCUCAGAGAUGAGGAUAUGUGUCUUGACGGGUCUAAGUUCGAGGCUGAGGUUGGCUGGAAGCCAUCGUACCCGAAUUUCGGUGCUGACAGUAUCCGCGAAAUCGUGGAUAGCUAUAAGCGCAUGGGCUGGUGGCCAUGA
This is a messenger RNA of Penicillium griseofulvum, 1125 nucleotides long. Its product is annotated as NAD-dependent epimerase/dehydratase family protein. Bases 1 to 1125 code for a protein of 374 amino acids. The record is from RefSeq and is a predicted model, not a curated record. NCBI's taxonomy places the organism in Eukaryota, Fungi, Ascomycota, Eurotiomycetes, Eurotiales, Aspergillaceae. The transcript has 3 exons.